Molecule: messenger RNA, 4309 nt
Organism: Paramormyrops kingsleyae
Lineage: Eukaryota; Metazoa; Chordata; Actinopteri; Osteoglossiformes; Mormyridae
Product: peptidase inhibitor 16
Cellular component (GO): extracellular region
Source: RefSeq, a predicted model, not a curated record
UGUGCAACCUUAGAAAAGCCUCGAAGGCAGACGAAGGCAGAGCUCCGUAUUCAUUCAGAAGGCGAUUGUCAGUCAGAGCUCUCACAUACUGCCUGCUCCUCUCACACACAGAGAUAUACACUCUCGCUGGCCCAGAGCAGAUGAGGGACAUGCUGUGGGUGCCUCUAUUCUGCGCCCUGCUGGGGAGGAUCAGUUUCACUGGAGGCCACCAGCUGACUUCAGAGGAAAAGCGUAAAAUCGUGGAAUUGCACAACCACUUACGGAGUCAGGUGAUGCCCACUGCAGCAAAUAUGCGAAAUACGAGCUGGAAUGCUUCUCUGGAGUCUGUUGCAAAAGAUUAUGCUGUCCAGUGCAUAUGGGAUCAUAAUCCAGACCUUGAGGAUACUGGAGAAAACCUGUACAUCACCAGUGGGGCCCUAAACAUCAGCCAAGCAUUAACCAACUGGUAUGAAGAACGCCACCACUUCACCUACGAGACUAACAGCUGUGUCGAGGAACAGAUGUGUGGACACUACACACAGGUUGUGUGGGCAGAUACAGACACCAUUGGUUGUGCAUCUCAUGCCUGUGAUACGGUGAAGGGUAUUUCUCUGGAUCGUGCAGUCAUAUUGGUCUGUAACUACUUCCCAGGGGGAAAUUAUGAAAAUGAGUUGCCCUACCGAAAGGGGAAGCCAUGUACUCAGUGUCCAGACAAGAUACAAAAAUGCAAAAACAAUAUCUGUGUGGCCUAUACAGAUGAAGACAAGAGCACCAUGGAGGUUGAUUCCAGCACUGAGAGUCCAGUGACAGAGGUGGCACAAACCAGGAUCUACUUGGACAGACAGCAAACACCUUAUGUGGCCUAUACAGAUGAAGACAAGAGCACCAUGGAGGUUGAUUCCAGCACCGAGAGUCCAGUGACAGAGGUGGCACAAACCAGGAUCUACUUGGACAGACCGCAAACAUCUUAUGGUGCGGUCAUGACAACUGCUUGGUCAGCAGUUUUUGUCACCACUUUGCUGUCCUUUGUGCUGUGUUUGGACACAGCGACAUAAUUACAUCAUCUUGUCAUAUGACAGGAACAUCCUGUGUUGGACGAUGGGUCCUGCACACAAUACUGGAACUUUCUGCAUAUUUGAAAUCAGAUCUUUGGCUUGGAACACUGUUGCCCCCUAUGCAAACUGGAAUGUACAUAUCAUCUGUUUGUUGUUGUUUAGCUAUAUGUAGUCUCAAAACGCAACUUUGCUUACUCAAAAAAGACCAAGAGUGCAACACAACUGUGUUGCUGUUGUAAUCAGUAUUAGCUGUGAUGACAUCACUGAUAUAAUGAUCUUUGGCCUUUUUCUGGCCUGAUGUGAAAGAAUCAUUUUAACAAAAAUGAAAGUGUUGAUAAUUCAAACCAAAUAAAACACCUCAUAGUGUCAAUAAUUCGAACCAAAUAAAACACCUAAUAGUGUUGAUAAUUCAAACCAAAUAAAACACCUCAUAGUGUCGAUAAUUCAAACCAAAUAAAACACCUCAUAAUGUUGAUAAUUCAAACCAAAUAAAACACCUUAGUGUUGAUAAUUCAAACCAAAUAAAACACCUCAUAGUGUCGAUAAUUCAAACCAAAUAAAACACCUUAGUGUUGAUAAUUCAAACCAAAUAAAANAGUGUUGAUAAUUCAAACCAAAUAAAACACCUCAUAGUGUCGAUAAUUCAAACCAAAUAAAACACCUUAGUGUUGAUAAUUCAAACCAAAUAAAAUACCUCAUAGUGUCGAUAAUUCAAGCCAAGUAAAACAACUAAUAGUGUUGCCAUUAAGUAACGACCAAAGGCAUACAUCUAUCAGAACAACAGUAACCAUAUAUAAAUGCAGGUGAGGUCGUGGGGACUGGGUGCUUUGUAGAUUGUAUGGCAGUCGAAGGCAGGGGCCUUGGCAGACCAAUUAUCAGCUGCAUAAUCUGGCUAUGUGCAUGUGGAACGUAGCCUCUCUGGCAGGAAAGGAGCCUGAGAUGAUGCUGGAGGUAGAAAGAUACUGACUAGAUAUAGGCUGACAUGAACGCACAGCUUGGGCUCCAGAACCAAACUCCCAGGGAGGGGCUGGACUCUAUCCCACUCUGGAGUUGUCCAUGGUGAGAGGCGCCGAGCAGGGGUACGUCUACUUUUUGUCCCCCAGUUCAUUGGGAGAGGGUCACCUCCCUUCAACUUCCACUCAUAUGCACCAAACACCAGGGUCAUGGAGACCCUAGAAGUGGUGCUGGAAGGUGCCCUUAUUGGGGAAUUUCUGUCCUGCUGGAAGAAUUUAACACUCAUGUGAGUAAUGACAGUGAAACCUGGAGGGGUGUGAUUGGGAGGAACAGCCUGCCCAAUCUGAACCUGAGCAGUGUUUUGUUAUUGGACUUCUGUGUUAAUCACAAACACCAUGUUUGAGCAUAAGGGUGUUUAUAAGUGGCCGUGGAGACUCAGGUGAUGAGAGGAGCUGAGCUGUCAACUGAUCACCAUAUGGUGGUCAGUUGGAUCAGAUGGCAGGGAUCUAAACAUAUAGUGAGGGUGUGCUGGGAGCAUCUGGAAGAGGCCCCUGUCCAGGAGAUCUUCAACUUGCAUCUUCAGCAAAAUUUGUUCUGCAACCCAAGGGAGUCAGUGGACAUUGAGCCUGAAUGGGCGAUGUUCCGGGACUGCAUUGCAGAAGUGGAUCCAUGUGCAUAAUGUUCUUGGUGCCUGCUGUGGUGGCAAUCCCCAAACCUGGGCAGUAAAGGAAGCUGUAAGGCUGAAGAAGGAGGCCUUCCAAGCUUACUUAGCUUAUGGGACUCCUGAAGCAGCUGACAGGUUCAGGCAAGAUAAGUGGAAGAUGGCUUUAGCAGUUGUUGAAGCAAGAACUUGGGAGUGGAAGGAGCUCUGUGAGGCGAGAAGGACUUUUGGUCAGCUUUGAAAAGAUUCUGGCAAACCGCCAGGUGACUCAGGAGGGGGAAGUAAGGCUUUACUUGCACUGUUUACAGCAGGGAUUGAGAUCUGUUGGCCUCAAAUGGGGAUGUAGUCAAGCAGUGGAAGGAGUAUUUUGAUGACGUCCUGAAUCCCACUGAUACACCUUCCUUGGAGGAUGCAGAGCUGGAAGACUCAGAGGGGGACUUACCCAUCUAUAGAGCUGAGGUCACUGAAGUAGAAAAAAAACUCUCCAGUGGUAAGGCUCUGGGGGUGGAUGAGAUUCGCCCUGAGUUCCUGAAAGUUCUUGAUAUUGUUGGGCUGUCUUGGCUGACACGCCUCUUCAACAUUGUGUAGAGGUUAGGGACAGUACCUUGGGAGUGACAGACUGGGGUGGUGGUCCCAGUCUUAAAGAAAGGGGACUGGAGGAUGUAUUCUAACUUCAGGGGCAUCACAACCUCAGCCUCCCUGGGAAAGUCUAUGCUGGGGUACUAGAGAGGAGAGUCUGCCCAUUGCUCAAACCUUGGAUCUAGGAGGAACAAUGCAGGUUCCAUCUUGGUCACAGAACACUGGACCAGUUGUUCACCCUCACAAGGAUACUGAAGGGUUCAUGCUCAACCAGUUUACAUGUGUUUUCUGGGCUUGUAUCCCUUGGAGGGUCCUGUAGGAGUAUGGGGUACAGGUCCUUGUACAAAUGGAGCGAGAGUUUGUUUUGCAUCGCCAGCAGUAAGUCAGACUCAUUCCUGUAGGUGUUGGAUUCCACUAUGGCUGCCCUUUGACACCAAUUCUGUUCAUUUGCGAACUCCAAAUGGUUAGAGAUGCUUAGAAUGCCCAGCAUCACCUCUCAAGCCUCUAUCAUGAGACUAAGACGACUGCAGCAUAUAGUCUCCCAGACCACAUUGCCACAGACAAUGGAGCGCAGUUCAUGUCUGAGCAGUUUGAAAACCUCCUGCUGUAGACUGGGAUCCUCCACUCCCCCAGCACCCCUUGAAAACCUCCUGCUGCAGACUGGGAUCCUCCACUCCCCCAGCACCCCUUGAAAACCUCCUGCUGCAGACUGGGAUCCUCCACUCCCCCAGCACCCCUUGAAAACCUCCUGCUGCAGACUGGGAUCCUCCACUCCCCCAGCACCCCUUGAAAACCUCCUGCUGCAGACUGGGAUCCUCACCCCGCCAUGAACAGCCUUGCAGAAAGGUCUAUACAAACAUUCAAGAGUUGGAUUAAAAAGUGCACACACACCGCAGUGGACAUGGAGACAAAAUCUCCCUCUUUUUGAUGCAAUACGCACUUCUCAAAAUUGUACUACAGGUCUGUCACCUGCAAAAAUGUUACCACAGCCAGCGGGCAGCCGAUAGCUUUUUCUCUGUAGAUGACACAAUGUAUCUGCAAAAUACCACAGGGGAAGGGAAUAAAUGGAUUCCUGGAGCGA